AUGAACAAGCAACUGGCCGAACUCCAAGAACUGGUCGCAAACACUACAAAUCCUAUUCUCAAUGAAUCAAGCCGAACCAAGCAGCACAUUGAGCAGAACACUGAUGGGAACUUACAGCAGGCUGCCUUGGAGAGAAAUCAAGAUCAGCUAUCCACCAAAGAGCAGCCAAGUCUGCAGUCUUCAACCACCAGUGCACUCUGCCUGGUAGCUGAGAUCUUCCAUCUCAAGUCAACCACAGUUGAAUCACUCAAGACUUGCAACCUGGGCGACAUCGAGGUCACUCCUAAGCAGAUUUUGGAUCUUUUUAACUUGUAA
This is a messenger RNA of Exophiala mesophila, 315 nucleotides long. RefSeq lists its product as uncharacterized. The transcript has a single exon. Bases 1 to 315 code for a protein of 104 amino acids. Lineage: Eukaryota; Fungi; Ascomycota; Eurotiomycetes; Chaetothyriales; Herpotrichiellaceae. The record is from RefSeq and is a predicted model, not a curated record.